AUGCGUUUCGUCGCGCACACGGCCGGUGACCCUGGCCUGGCGCCGUGCUCAACAGGGAGCCACCUCGUCAUUGGGAUCGGCGAAGCUCUCCUGGAAAGACUUGUCGCAACCUGGCAGAAACGGGAUGCCCCCGGCAACGAUGCUGGUGAUACCGACACUUUGGAAGCACGCACCAGACGAUACGACUGA
Messenger RNA from Diaporthe batatas, 189 nucleotides. RefSeq lists its product as uncharacterized. The transcript has 2 exons. Bases 1 to 189 code for a protein of 62 amino acids. NCBI's taxonomy places the organism in Eukaryota, Fungi, Ascomycota, Sordariomycetes, Diaporthales, Diaporthaceae. The record is from RefSeq and is a predicted model, not a curated record.